CCACGCACAUGUGAAAUAUAUUUAAAUACAAAUGAUACAUCAUUUGGUUUUCAAACUGUUAAUCCUUUAACUGAUAUCGGCAUGUUUAUUCAAGAUGUAUAUCCGAAUUCACCUGCCGCUAAGACAUCAUUACGUAAAAGUGAUCGAAUUAUUGAAAUUGAUGAUGAAUUUGUUGAUAAUAUGUCAAGUACAACUAUCUUAGAAAAAUUUCAUACAGCAAAAGUAAAAAGGCAUGUAAAAUUAUAUGUUGUUGAUACAGAGACUUAUGAAUUUUUUCAAUCAAAUAAAAUACCAUUAUCAUCAAAAGAAUAUCAACAAAGUACACGUGCAAGGAAAUCUUCAACAAAGUCGUAUAAUAAUGAAGAUGAGAGAUCACCACUACCAUCUUAUAAAUUCGAAAGAGUAUGUGCAACAUUUAAAAGAGGAAAAAUCGAAAUUGAAAUGGGUGAUAUAACAAUGCAAAAGGUAGAUGUUAUUAUUGGUAGUUCAUCAUCACGACUCUUAAGAAAAGCAAUACUAAAAGCAGCCGGCAAUCAAAUUCAAACAGCGUACGAUCUUGAAUUAAAAAAUCAUCCAAAUUCUAUUUUAAUUGAAACAGCAUCAGGAGCUCUACCUUGCAAACAAAUAUUUUUUGUCAAAUGGAAACCUGAUAAUGAUGAAAAAGUACUUGAACAAUCUCUUGUUGAUCUCAUAUCUACUGUUGUACAAAAUGUUAAAUCACAUAAUUUUACAUCGUUUGCACUUCCAGCUAUUGGAUGUGGAAAAUAUCAGUGUUCAAUAGAUAUUGUAGUUAAAACAAUGGUUUUAGAAAUGAAAAAACAUCUUAUGAAGAGAGAUUUAUCUUGGACAGUAAAAUUUGUAGUAGAAGCUGAUCAAGAAAAUAUUUAUGAUGAAUUUUGUAAACAAUUAUUUACAAGAGAAGAUGGCCUCCAUGAAGAAAAGUUUUAUCAUCUGCCACCAACGUGGGAGAAAUCAACCGAACAUAAAGCUCGCUUUACAUUGGCCACCACCACAAAUGAAUACACAUCCAUUGCUUCCGAUUUUCGUCAAGCAAUGAAAGGAAAAUAUACGCAAAUAAUUAAAAUCGAACGAAUUCAAAAUAAACGUUGGUAUAUGCAAUAUUUAGCACAUAAAGAAGAUUUUGAAAGACGUCUUCACAGAGAUACCGAAAGAAUUUUAUAUCAUGGUUGUCCUGAACAAGCUGCUAGUUCAAUUAUUGAAGAUUGUUUUAAUAGAAGUUUUGCUGGAACCCAUGGAACUCUCUAUGGUGUUGGUGUUUAUUUUUCAUCUAAAGCAAAUUAUAGUCAUAAAUAUACUAAAACAAAUGCAAAUGGAGAACGAUGCAUGUUUAUAGCAAGAGUUUUGGUAGGAAAAACCAUCAUAGGGAAUGAUUCAAUGAAAACUCGACCACUUGGAUUUGAUUCAACUACUGAUGGAAAUCAUAUUUUCGUAAC
Messenger RNA from Rotaria sordida, 1454 nucleotides. The record is from the annotation of a GenBank genome assembly. Lineage: Eukaryota; Metazoa; Rotifera; Eurotatoria; Philodinida; Philodinidae.